Molecule: messenger RNA, 1993 nt
Organism: Diatraea saccharalis (sugarcane borer)
Lineage: Eukaryota; Metazoa; Arthropoda; Insecta; Lepidoptera; Crambidae
Source: the annotation of a GenBank genome assembly
AGAUGUCGAUAGUGUAGCUUCCAAAAGUCAUGGCGAAUUUUUUUCAUUAGAAUUUACUGGUUCGCUAUAUUUCGUGGGUAGACUUAUUGUUACCUCGUCGAAGUAAUAAAAGUUAGUUAUUUGUAUUUGUACGGUGGAAGCUCUAAAGAUAAGUGCGUUGUCAGCGACCAGUACCAUCGCCGACUGUGAAGACUUUCAACUCUGAAGAAUCGUGUCGAAUUUCGGGGAUUUCAAGAUAAAUAAAAUUAUUAUUUUAUUCAACAUUGCACUGUACUCUUAAUAUGACGCAGUAGACGCUCAUAAGCGUCCGAUUUCCAUCAAUUUUUCAAACACAAAUCAGGUCGGUAUUGGAAAAAAAAUGUGAUUGAACCGGCGAAUUGGUCUGACGGAUAACCUUCUCGGCUGCAGAUAUUUAUGGCGAUGAACGAGGGAGCACCGAUGAUAUACCAUGGGAACGGAGGGUUUGGUGGGCCAGGGCCUAUGUAUAUGGUAGGAGUAGAACGGCAGGCACGGCACUACCCUCUAGAGGUGGUGCAGGUACCAGGGGCCUCGCCUGCUAAUGGCCACGGUACACCGCGCCGCUGGCAUCAGCGCCGUGACCGCCAUAAAGACAAUACUGCAUUUGGCUAUGAUUCAGAUGACUCUAGCUUAUCUAGCAAUGCAUCUGGUUCCAAUAAAUCAGGUGAUAAAGGGGAAGCGUCGUCGCGCGGUUCCAGUAGCGGCGUAUCGCCGGCAGGCGCGGGCGCGGGCGCAUCAGCGGGUGCUGUAGUCGGUGCGGGUUAUGGCGGGUACGGGGGGGGCACGCGUGAAUGGCGCGAGUGGCGGUCGCGCCGCGGCAGGGAAGCGCACGCGCGUCCGAGACGCAUCGCACCCGAACGAUAUCUCAACGCCUCUUACCCCUUCCAAGUCAAGUUCACACCGGAUGAUUUGCUCAAUGGCUCGAAAUGGGACACCCUCUCACAAGAGAUGUGGGACAAAUUUGUCAAGUCACAGCAAACCGAGGAAACCUUUAGGAAAAAAAUGAACCUCUGGCGCUACCUUUAUAUCACUAUAAAGUCGAUAUUCCCUCGGUACGGGUUGUACGUGGUGGGGUCGACGAUGUCCGGGUUCGGCCUGGAGUCGUCGGACAUGGACCUGUGUCUGUACGUACGCCCGCUCGACAACGUGGAGCCGCGCGCUCACGCCCUGCUGCAUCUCAACUACAUACUAGGAUACAUCAAGAGCUUCGAUCCUGGUGCGGAAUUAAUACAGGCUAAGGUGCCUAUUCUUAAAUUCCGUGACGCGCGCAACGGUCUACAGGUAGAUCUGAAUUGCAACAACGUGGUCGGUAUACGCAACACUAAUCUGCUCUACGGAUACUCCAGGAUGGAUUGGCGCGUGCGGCCUCUAGUGGCGUUGACAAAGCUGUGGGCGCAGGCGCAUAACAUCAACGACGCGCGGCAACGCACGCUCUCCUCCUACUCGCUCACACUCAUGGUGAUACACUUCCUGCAAUGUGGCACGUCACCCAGCAUAUUGCCGCGAGGCGCAUGCGCGGGGGAGGGGUGGGGGGAGCGGCGGCCACACAAUCGCGCUUCCCUGGCUGAGCUGUUCCUCAACAUGUUGCGAUAUUACGCAGAUUUCCCGUAUAGCAGUAUGGCGGUGAGCGUGCGCGCGGGCGCGAGAUUGCCGAUAGCGGAGUGUAGAGCACAGCGCGCGCACAAGAACGAUCCGCACCAGUGGAAGCUGCUCUGCGUAGAGGAGCCGUUCGAUCUGACGAACACGGCACGCUCUGUGUACGACCCGGAGACGUUCGAGAAGAUCGUGAGCACAUUCCGCGACAGUCAUUCGCGACUAGCGCACGGCCUCCGGCUCGCCGACGCGUGGCCGCAGCGAUGACGUAUACCGCGUACCCUAUACCGUAUACACGCAGGAACUGUCGCCGCGGCCCGCCGCGAACUACAUAUAAACGCGCCUUUUUAACUUAACUUAUUUAAUUAAAAUAAUGUACAUA